Messenger RNA from Patella vulgata (common limpet), 7113 nucleotides. RefSeq names its product enhancer of filamentation 1. The coding region runs from base 1323 to 4367 and encodes 1014 amino acids. NCBI's taxonomy places the organism in Eukaryota, Metazoa, Mollusca, Gastropoda, Patellidae. Gene Ontology annotation, biological process: cell surface receptor protein tyrosine kinase signaling pathway; cell migration. Gene Ontology annotation, cellular component: cytoplasm; plasma membrane. The record is from RefSeq and is a predicted model, not a curated record. The transcript has 3 exons. Gene Ontology annotation, molecular function: protein binding.
ACAGCCAGUAAUAGGCAUGUGUUGGAGUGAUUACCCAGGCCCCUUUGGAGAUCUCUUGCUGUGUUUUCUCAGGGACAACAAUGAAUGGACCAAUGGUGGGCUAGAAGGAGAAACACUGUGAACAGGUUCAAGGAAAGAGGCUUUGAUAGCUACAUACAGCUGGUCAAGUCUUAUCUCAAAUUCAAGAUUCAACCUGCUAGCAGACACAUUACCUGUCUUUUGAUAAUAGUAUUGAUGUUUUUUAGUGGAGAUUGUUAGAUGGGACAUUACUCUCUCUUUCUAUUAUGACGAACAGCCUGCAUGGGUGUAUUAGCCUUGCAUUAGAUACAGCCAGCUUCUUUGUGUGUUAUUACUGUUAUAAAGAAAUUAUCAACAUGAGACGUCUGCACAAAAACCAUAUGUGUCUGCAUCUAAAAUAGAACAGAGAUUGGAUGAGGAAAAAAAAAUCUUUAUCUCCAAGAUGGAAAGUUUGAAUGAAGUAUAGUUAGAUAGGGCCAAGAGUUUAUAAGUUGUGUUUGAUUUUGCUCCACAGAUUAUAAGACUGAAAUAUUAUAUAUGAACUGUGAUAGACUAUGUGGAUACUAUUGUAAAGCCAGGGAAACUUUUUUUGUUGAUUGUGCUGUCGUUUAAUGCUUAUAAAGAAAAGUGUGUAGCCUGUCCCAGUGUAAAGAAGCUCCAUUCAUUUUAAGCAGCCAUUUGUGACAAAACAUUCACUUCAAGUUGUAUUUGAAAAGAGCUGGGUUGAAAAGUGUACAUGUUAAUUACAUAGAUUAGUAUAUUUGGGACACAUCUACAAUUGAUUGUCGACUUAAGCCGAACGAGCAUGAAAAGGAGGCAUAAACAGGACCAUUGUUUAACUGGUACAAAUUUUCAGGAGACUACUAUUGUUAACACCCAAAUUCAGGACAAUCAAAUGGUUGACAAAGUGCAAUGAACUUGCAUGAAUAUGAUCCGCAAAUUUCUGAGUUUAAUUUAUUAAGAAGUCUGUGCAAGUUGAUCAGAGUGUAUGUUUUUAGGUUAUCAGAAGAAGUAGACAGUCUAGGAAUAGAGUAGGACUGAGUAUGUAAAUGUAGGAUUAGCUUGCUAACUGGAUAUAUUAUUAUGGUUUACCUGGCCUAUAUCUGAUCACUGACAUUUCAGCUUGUAUUACAUGAACCUAUAUUAUCUAUUCUUGUGUGUUCUAACAGACUACUCUAUUCAAACUGUAUGUGUGUUUGUACAGUUUCUGCCAACAUUUAAGUGCACAAUAAACAAAAGCUUUUUAUUAUAAAAGUUUUGAUGGAAUAGCUGUGUUGUAGGAGUUUGAGGUUUUAAAGUAAAAGAUGUUUCUGGCCAAGGCUUUGUACGAUAAUAUAGCGGAGUCGCCAGAUGAAUUGGCCUUCAGACGGGGCGACGUUAUUACAGUAGUUGAACAAGAUCCAGGUGGACUAGAAGGAUGGUGGUUAUGUCAUCUUCGUGAUAAACAGGGCAUAGCACCUGGAAAUAGAUUAAAAAUAUUAUCUGGAAUGAUAGAUAAAGAUAAGGAUUUGUACAGUUCACCGAAAGGAAGUCCACGUAAUAGUUGGGAUGCUUUAAAGACUCCACCAAGAGAAACAAUGGCUACAAGAGGCAUGCAAGAUUAUGAUGUUCCUCGCUCCCAUUUACAAACAAGUGCUCAUAACAGAAGCUCAGGAGAUGCCAGUUUUCAGGAUUGUUCGAACCAGUCAUUUUAUGACACUCCUCCUUCCAAUCGUCCUGUAGGACGAUCCCUCAAUAAUGACAGUGCUUAUGACAUUCCAACACCAGAAAAAGGCAACAAGGAUGGAUACAAUAUUCCUUCAAAUCGCUCAAGUAUGUUAUCUAAUGCAUCCAAUGAUUCCUCUGUAACUCUCUCAAGUUGUGCUUCAAACAAUAGUUUUCAUCGCUCCUCCAUACCAAGCACAGGUGAUUCUGCUCGCUCUAGUUUGGAUGUGUCUUCAAAUGACUUUUAUGAUAUUCCUCGUGAAAAUCGUACAUUAAAACAACUUUCAACAGACUCAGGCUUAGACCUGUAUGACUCUCCUCAGAAACCCAAACCUGUGUCUCAAAGUUCAUUUAUAGACGAUUAUGAUGUACCAAAAGGAGGAACAUUGAAAGCCAAUAAGUCUGGUAAUAAUAUAUCACGUCGAGGUAGUCUAGAACAUGCUUUGGAUGAUAUUUAUGAUGUGCCAAAAAAUAAUGCUCCUCGUGUGGUGCUUAGUACUAGUACAGGCAACCUAUCUUUCAGCCGUGCUGUUAGUGAUCCUGUAACUCCUUUAAAUGUGUAUGAUGUUCCACCUCAAGUUACACGCGAUUCAGUUAUUUCUGCACGCUCUGAUUCUUCAGAGGAAGGUCAGAGAUUAUCAACUUGUAGCACAGACUCUCGGUUAUCGGAUAUACCAAAUUAUGAUGAACUGUUGUUGGACUUGGACUCCGCUCUAGAAAGGUUGGUAAAAGUACAGCAAGAUGUGUCCAAAUCUAUAAAUAAACUUUUAUCAUACGUCAGCAGCACAUGGCGCAAAAAAGAAAGUCUAGAAACCAAAAUGUAUGAAAUCAAACUAGCCUGUUCAAAUGUUAAGAAAACAUUAAGUGAAUUUGUUCAAUUUGCAGAAGGAGCUCUAGGUAACUCAACCAAACUCUCUGAUAAAAAAUUAGUUAACAAGUUAUACAAACAGUUAAUUCCUCUUCAAAAUAGCUUACACAUGAUUUGUGCUGCCAUGUCAUGUUUGGAGGAAGAUAAAUGGCAGGUGUCUCUACUGUCUGAACCCUUGGAUGCUAACAAAGCAGAUAGUCUUGGUCAGAUUACAUCCAUAUCUAAAGAUCUGACCAUAGAUGUUCGUAAACUAGCAUCUUUUAUUCAAGGUAACUCAUCUUUAUUAUUUAAGAGAGCCUAUGAAGUUGGCUUUAAUAGAUCAGAUUCGAAAUGCUCACUUGAUGAAUCCGGAAUUUAUGCCAAGCCACCUAUUGGUCCAAAAGGAGAGACUGCAUCUAAAACUUACGCAAAACCAAGAAACUUACAACAACGACCUUUACCUCCACCUCCACCACUAGAUCGACCACUGCCACUAACUCCAGUAGAACAACGAAUGAAGAGCAGGAGUAUGAAUUCACUAAAUGCCAAGGAUAAAGAUCUCAAUGACUACCAAAAUCAAAAUUUAGCAGAAGGUAUCUAUUCCAAUGAUACCCUGGAAGAUAACCAAGAGUAUGAUUAUGUUCAACUCGAGACUAAUGAUGCUGCAGCUCAUAAAAAACAAAAGGCAGAAAUAGAAAAGAAAGAGUCUUCUGAACCUCCUGAGCUACCACGGAAAUCUAGCAGUUUGGAUAGUUUAGAGGAUGAAUUGUAUGAAACUUUGAAACUUUCACCAAUGCCCCCUAAAGAGACUUCUGCCCCAACACUACCAGAGAAAUCAUCUAGUAAAUCGGCAUCCUCCAUAAGUUUACCUAAAUCAGAGCCAGAUGUAGAAACUCAGUCCCAUCCAGAUAAACCAGUAGUUACGGAAGUUGUUCAUGGUGAAUAUAAACCAGAGUCUGAAAUUGUAACUCAGCUUGAGCCAGAAACCCCAGAAAAAUCUGGUCCUCCUGCUACCAAGCCUAAACCAACUCCACCGGUGGCUCUUCCUAAACCAGAACUACCUUUCAAGGAUUCCACAUUCACAAAAGAUCUGGUUGGUGAUAUUGAGGAACAAAAGAAAGAUCUUGCAGAUGAAGUGAUCAAUAAAAUUGUAACAGGUGAAGAUCUUCAGAAACAUUCAACUGAUGCCGAAAAUGUUGUGUCCAAAGACAAUGCACCUGAAAAUAUGGUUCCACCAGCAUCAGCUGAGUUUAACAAUAGCAUGGUUGACUUAUCUCAGUUAGAUCUUUGUAAUUUUAUUGUUGAUGAUCUCAAAACCCCUGUCAAUACUAACAAAGAUCUUGACUUUAUUUUACCAGAAAUUACCUUUGAAACUGAAAAUAUUGUGACCCUUGACACCAAUGAUAAACAAGUUUUAGUGUAUUAUGGUGAACAGAUGGGAACCCAUACAACCUUACUAUCAAACGCUAUUGAUGCAUUUUUAAACUGCAUUGAAAACAGUGAACCUCCCAAGGUUUUUAUAUCAAACAGUAAAUUUGUUGUGUUGUCAGCUCAUAAACUAGUGUAUAUGGGAGAUACUUUACAUAAAAACCUUAUUAAUUCACAAGUACGCAACAGAAUUAUGUUGUGUGCUAACCAUUUGUGUGAUGUGCUAAAACAAUCAGUGAUGGCCACUAAAACGGCUGCCUUACAAUAUCCAUCUGUAGCAGCAGUACAAGAAAUGGUGGACCGUAUUAUGGAUGUGUCACAUGCUGCUCACAAUAUGAAAGUUGUUAUUUCACAAUCUGCAGCGUUAUAGUUGCAUUGUAAAAUUGGAUUGUAGAUUAACAUUUCUUUGUUUACUUUCUCUCUCUCUCUCUUGUGCUUUCAAAGAAUAGAGAGAAAUAGUUUUGUGUGUAUCUGGACAGAAAAUGGACAGAAUCAGACUUUCCAUCCAAAGUUUGGAUAAUAACUAAAUGUUGUAUUUAACGGUGCCCGUUUAUACAAUGUAUAUAAAAGCUCACUAUAUAUCUAUUUUGGAUAGAAUUCUAGAUAGACAUUUAAUUAACAAUUAUCCUUCUUUUUAGAGAACAUGUAUAUAUUUAUGUAAAAUAAAUGUCUAUAUUUAAAACAGCAAUUGUUAAUGCAUACACACAUGGGUUUUAAUUUUUGUACUCAACUAAAGUGAUAUAAUUUAUUUCAGUCAGGAUAAAUUAUUAAUCUGAAAUGGUUAUUAUUAUUCCAUUUAAUUCUUUAAACUCAGUCUACAUUUUACUUCAUGGUGUGAUAUAAUUUUGGCUAAAUAGAUUUUCCAUACACACUUUUUAUACAUCCAGAUUGAAAUGUGGUCAUAUAUUGUGGGCUAUAGGCAUAUGUUUUAUUGCCUAGUAACCCUACCUUUUUGAAACUAUAGGUUCCACAGAGCAAAUUUAAAAUUUAGUUUACAUGUGAAAAGAAACAAGUGUUAUGGGGUAUAACAAAUACUGUGCUGUAUGGUAAAUAUUUCACACCAAAAAUGCAUGCUGUUUGUUUUGUAUUAUUAACAUUAAUAACUCAAAAACUUGACUUGUGAACACUGUUGUUCAUCAAAUUAAACUGGAACUACUUCAUAUAAAUAAUGUAAGAUAGAUCAGAGACUCAAAAAUUAAAUAAAUUUUAUAAUAUGGUAUAUUUUUUCUGUUAUUUUCUUGGUUUUGUUAUGUUUGAUAUAAAGAUAGUAUGUUAUAAUGAAUUAUAAAGAUAGUAUGUUAUAAUGAAUUAUAAAGAUAGAUUAUUAAGUCAGUAUUAUAUAAAAUGUGCUAAUUAUAUAUCAUUUAUAGAACAUACUGAACAUUGACCAUUGUUCUAAAUUACAUGUAUGUUGUCUUCCAAACAUUGAACAAGCAGAAACUUACUAGAACAUUUCAUUAUAUUUCUGUUGUUGAUUAUUAUUCAAAUUAUAUAAUAUAGAUGUUGUUCUGGUAAGUAAAGUUGCUGAUCAUCAUUUGCAAUUUUCGAACAAUAUCUAAUAAUUCACAACAUAAUACAUGUUUAAAUGUACUCAGUUGAUUAUUUAACAUUUAGUCAAGAAACCAAAUCAAAAUAUGAAAGGUAGAUAAUCUUCCAGCAUGGAUUCAGUCUAUGAAAAGAGGUCUAUUAAAACAUUUUAGCAACGAUCAUAGGUGGCACUUGCUUCUAUUGACCAUAUGGUCUAUAGAGGAUGCCAAAUGUUGACAAAUUUUUGAUUGAUAUAACUUAAACAAUAUUGGAGUUUGUAAUUAAUUAAGAAUCCUAUAAAUGAUGAUCAGAGACUUUAAAUGCACUCUCUAUUAUUAACUCAUUCUAUCCACCUUAAACUGUCCAGUGAAAUUAUUGUACAAACAUAAAAUAAGUUUUUAACGGGCAUUAAUAGGGUUGUGCAUUGUAAAUUCCUUAGAAAUUGACAGAUGUUUCAUAAAUUUUGCUCUGUAAAUUGCUUGGUAUAAUUAUUGGUCAUGAAUAUUAUUCACAAUAUUAUGCAUGUAUUUUACAUGGAAAUUUUUCAUUAAGGAAAUUCCUCAUUGUUAAAAAAACAACAGCAAUGCAACAAAUUUAUUGUGCAUAUAGAUCUUUUCUGGUUUUAUCAAUUUUAAAAUCUGUAUUAGGUUCUUUUAUUAACAUAAUUUUGUUACCAAUGAGGAAUUACUUUAUAAGUGUUUUUCAAAUCAUGUGCCUUUUUGUGUAUUAUACUAAACUUCAAGUGUCCAAUUAACAUAAUUGAAAUAAUUUUGUAAUUAUUGGAUGUGGGUUUCAUAUAAAAUUGACUAAUAUUGAUCUCAGUUUAGUAGGAAUAUUGAUGAUUAUUUUUUUUUUCAUGUAAGAAAAUACAAUACUUCAUUAUCGUAUAUUUCAUACAUAAGAAAAUACUCAUCACUUUCUCCAUUUCGCUAAUGUAAAGUGUGAUUUUCUCAUUAGAAUACCAUCUUAAAGAUUAGUGUCAAAAUUUACUUACAUUUAUGCAAGAUCACAUUUUAAACAUCUACUUAACAUUGUUUUUGAAAAGACAUCCAUUGAACAAUAUGCAAUUUAUUACAGCUACCACCAUAUAGCAUUUAUAAGAUAUUUUUGUACUAUUUUCAAUCAUACAGUCUUCCACAUAACUUACAGCAUUAAUAUUAAACAUGGUUUAGAUUAAUAUUUCAGUAUGGAAAUGUACAAAACUUUGAUGAAAUUGUAAUGGGUUGUGUAAUUUUAAAGUAAUGACAAAAAUACUAAUUUAUUAUAUUGCUUGAUGAGAUACUUUACAAAGAAGUCAAUGGAUAAAGUAGUUAAAAAGAAACAAUGCAAUCUGUUACAAUAAAAUAAAAUUAAUUAAUAUAGCCUAUACAUGUAUGUAUAAAAUAACUAUAUAAAGUAGCUGUGUAUGAUAUUUAUUCCAUGUUAUUAUUCCAUAUUAAAUCAAAGUAAUUGUCCAUGUGAAUUAUUUAGACUGUACAUGUGCCUUGCUUAUUAAUAUUAAUAUAAGUUAUAAUGUAUUGAUAAUUUAACAAAAGCUUUUCCUCUGUGGACAGAUACAGUAGAAUGAAAAAUAAAGAAUAUAGGAGUCA